GUUAUCCUCUAUGCUUUGGACUCAAUGCUUGCAUUUGUCUCGUCCUUGGCGGAACUUCAUAUGUCUGGACUCGAAGGUGCAGGCCACUCGUUCUGUGCCCAUUCCAUGUGGACACGAAGCUGUUCGGCUACUUCACAGCCAUCUACCUAAGCUAUGGCACAUUGUGCUAUCCCUUGCAGCUGGGAGCCGCUGUGGCGCUGGCCCCAAAAUUCAGCCGCAGCUUCCGGAGGCUGAAAACACGCAUGGGGCUCAACUGGUUCGUGGCAGGUGCUUGGCUGCUGACUCUCAUUGCAGUGAGUUUGAUUGCAGUGAUGGCUGGAAUCGUUUUCGCAUUGGCGCUGUGGCCAGGUUUCCCUAGCUACAGGGUUUGA
Molecule: messenger RNA, 371 nt
Organism: Symbiodinium sp. CCMP2456
Lineage: Eukaryota; Dinophyceae; Suessiales; Symbiodiniaceae
Source: the annotation of a GenBank genome assembly